Leptinotarsa decemlineata (Colorado potato beetle) is the source of this 2181-nucleotide messenger RNA. It is a transcript of the gene Mps1, whose product is annotated as dual specificity protein kinase monopolar spindle 1. Lineage: Eukaryota; Metazoa; Arthropoda; Insecta; Coleoptera; Chrysomelidae. Gene Ontology annotation, molecular function: protein serine/threonine/tyrosine kinase activity; ATP binding; protein serine/threonine kinase activity. Gene Ontology annotation, cellular component: nucleus; kinetochore. The record is from RefSeq and is a predicted model, not a curated record. Gene Ontology annotation, biological process: chromosome segregation; peptidyl-serine phosphorylation; meiotic spindle assembly checkpoint signaling.
ACUGAUAUCAUCAAAUGAAGGAAAUCCGUUAUUUUGAUUUUGCUAGUUAUUUGAAAUGAAUUCCACUACUGAUUUCACAGAAAUAAGAAAAUCGCCAGAAAAUGAUAUCCCUCAGAGAAGUACCCUCAGUUCAGUGAAAAAGCGACCGUUCGUUUCAAGAAAGUUGCUUAAUUUGGCGCCCCUUAAUCUUAACGAGAUAAAACGGGAAGUGGAAGCAGAAAAAAAUAAAAGUAUAAACUUUACCUUUGAUGAUAACGAAUUUACGACAGAGAACGAAUCGUCAGAAAACACCCUCAGAGAUAUAUCGAACUCCAUUGAAAUUCGAGAAGCUGAAUUGGCAUCAAGUCUCAGUGAGAGUCACUGUGAGUCCAGUGCUGCUCAUGUUGAAAGUUUGUGCAAGGAACCCGAGAGGAAAACUGAAUUGAACCCUUGUAGAAACCCAACUAACGAUAGUUUUGAUUUGGACUUUUCGUCGUUAUCUUUAUCAACUCCUGUGAGGAAAAGAGACACAGCUUUCACAACUCCUACUGUUAACAAGCCACCCAUAUGUCAUACAGCACAAGCACCCAAAUUCGACAGUUUUGUUACACCUAAGGUACAGAAUUCCUUACCAGCCAAACGUCAGUCAAGCAAUUCCAACAAACCGUUGUUCGUAACCCCCAAACAACCUGUGCAGAGUUAUCAAAUUAAACGUGUUACUCCAUUUGGAAGUAAAGCCAUCAAGAAAGAAAACGUAGGUGAGAAUGUCUUGUAUUCAAUGCCGAGGACUACUACUCCUAAGGACGAAACUUUCAAUAAGAUUGUGGUCAAUCAGGUAGAAUACCUGAUCCUCAGCUUGUUAGGAAAAGGGGGCAGCUCCGAGGUAUUUCAGUGCUACAAUCUGGUAAGCAAAAAGCUUGUAGCGAUAAAAUGUGUUUCUCUACAAAACUCCUCUUCAGCAAGUGGUUACAUAAACGAAGUUAAUCUGCUGAAGCAACUUCAGAACUGUGAUAAAAUAAUUAAAAUGUUUGACCACGAAAUUCUGAGAUCAGAAAAUAAGCUGUACAUGGUUCUUGAGAAAGGCGGAGACGAUUUGUCAACCAUUCUGAAGAAACUGGCCUCUCAAAGUGCCCACAUCCCGAUUUACAUGCUCCUCUUCUAUUGGAUGGACAUGCUCCACGCGGUCAGACAGAUACACUUGCAUGGAGUGAUACAUUCCGACUUGAAACCUUCAAAUUUCAUCAAGGCCGACGGUGGACUGAAGCUUAUCGACUUUGGAAUAGCCUCUUCCGUGCAAAAUGAUGAGACGAGUGUUAUUAAAACCAACCCUGAAGGCUCGUGCAACUAUAUCAGCCCCGAAGCUUUGAACAGUGAUACUUCUACAAAUUCGUCGAGCCCUAGUUUUGGCAAAGCUAAGUAUAAGCUGCACUAUAAGUCCGACGUUUGGUCUUUAGGUUGUAUUUUGUACCAACUAGUAUAUAGGAGGACACCUUUCAACCACCUGGUCAAUUUGUGGUGUAAACUAGCAUAUAUUUUGAACCCGAAUCACACAAUCGAGUAUCCAGAUGCACCUUGGGUGCCUCCGAGAAUCUUGGAUACUAUUAAGAAAUGUCUGCAAUAUAAUGUUAAAUCUAGACCAUCUGUGGACGAAUUAAUACAGGAGUAUGAGACGAAAUUACAUGAAAUUUAAAUAAUUUAUUGAGUAUUCAAUGUUCUGGUUGUUUCUGAAGUAAUUUUUCACAGAAUGGCUGUAAAUUCUGGUAAUUUGUAAUGUAUACCUACUUUUUAUUCAGAAUUAUGUAUAAAUUAAUUUGAAUUUAUUGACAGAAUCAAUUAAUUUUCAAUUGAGCUAAAAAAGUUGUACUGACACAGUUUUAAAACAAUAAUAGUGCUAUACUACCAAAAAGUGGGCAUUACAAAUAGCCCCGUUUGUAUUAUAUAUUUAUUUAUCUAGUAUUAAGAAGCCUGAGAGAUAAUCUUCCAUUUUUCAACUGUAAGCCCUUUAUAACCUUGUAUGUAUGUUUUAGUUCAUUGAACUGACUAAAGCAUAUAGAUAGAAGCAUUAUAGAUGAAUGAUUUUAUUUUCUUUAAUUGUGAAUCAUGCAUCAAAGAUGGAAUAUAUUUUUUUAAUAUUUCGAAGAGAGAGUAUAUACAAAAUAUAUUUUUUUAUAUAAAAACUGUACAUGUAUCCUUAUAAGGNCU